UAUCGCGACAAAACCACAGAAGAAUUCCUGUGGUCAAAACCAAAUUUUUUACCAGGAAAUUUUCAAAUGUCCUAAAAAUGUCAAACGCAACAGACGCAGAGUUUUCGACUAUAAAAAAUUUCCAACUUUACUACAUGCCGAUUUUAAUAACAACCGGCCUAAUAGGAAACUCGCUUUCCAUCGUCGUGUUCUGCAAGACGAAGCUGAAAAAAUUGUCGUCGGCGUAUUACUUGACGGCGCUCGCUAUAAGCGAUAACGUUUUCUUGUGCUCGUUAUUCACGAUUUGGUUGGAGAUUUUCGAAGUGGACGUCUACAAUCGCGACGGGUUUUGUCACGUUUUCACUUACGCUAACGAUGUGGCCUUUUUCCUGAGUGUAUGGCUGGUUGCCGCGUUUACUUUCGAGCGGUUCAUAGUUGUGAAGUACCCGUUUUUAGGACGGACCUUGUGUACUAGAGAGCGCGCUAAAGUUAUCAUAUUAGUGCUCGUGAUUGUUUCCUUGACUUUUUAUUCGACGAAAUUUUUUUUCAAAUGCAACGUAUACAUAGAAGUGUUCUCAAACAUAUUUUUUUGUGUCGAUAUUAUUGUCACUAGCCUAAUACCAGUAACACUGGUUAUAUUUCUAAACAUCUUCAUAAUCAAGACAAUUUUAACAUUAUCCGGAACCAGGAAAGCUUUAACGCAACAAUCGAACACCGAGAAUUGCAACAAAAAUGUUAUGAGAUCACAAAAUAAAAUUACGAAAAUGUUGUUGGUUAUAUCGACGGUUUUUUUGGUUUCAGCCUUUCCAAAUUAUAUAUUUGUGAUGUAUUAUAUAUAUUUGUACCAGGCAGGCUUAGAGGCUCAUUUGGUUUCGUUUACUCUUCCAAAGUGGUGCGAAAUAAUUUUUUACACAACAUUUUGCAUCAAUUUUUUCGUUUACUGUUUAAGUGGGGAAGAUUUUAGAAGCGCACUGUGUGGAAUAUUUAAAAAGAAAGGACAAAGGAAAGGACAAGAAACUCAGGCUUUGCAAGGUAUUUAAUCCAUAUCGACAGGUUCAUCGCAUCAUCAAGAUAACCAUCAAAUUGCAA
This is a messenger RNA of Brassicogethes aeneus, 1068 nucleotides long. The record is from the annotation of a GenBank genome assembly. Lineage: Eukaryota; Metazoa; Arthropoda; Insecta; Coleoptera; Nitidulidae.